Messenger RNA from Blepharisma stoltei, 4657 nucleotides. The record is from the annotation of a GenBank genome assembly. NCBI's taxonomy places the organism in Eukaryota, Ciliophora, Heterotrichea, Heterotrichida, Blepharismidae.
AUGGAAAAUCACUCCAAAAUCCAAGUAAAAAUUUCGUCGCUUCGUGAAAAGUUGCAAACUGCAGCCAAAAGAGGCUCAACACCUUCAUCCCCUUUAACUCGAGCACAAACUGAAAGCUCUUCUAGGCUUCCUCACAUCUCCAGAAGAUCUGCCAGCUCGAAUGUCCUCAUCACACAAGAUGAAGAUAGCCCUUUGUCAAGAGAUGUCUCGCACAUUCAUGACAAUUUAAUGAAAAGAGCAAAUAAUUAUACUUUUAGAAAAAGCAUGCUAAUAUAUAUUAAAAUGGCAACACGUGCCGACCUGCCCUCUUGACGCAACAGUCUACCUUAUGGCCACGGCGAGAUGUGAUGGAGCCGAGAAUCAAGUGCAGGCUCAAGAGAUGUGCAUCCGGGUAGGUUUUGGCUGCUUUCCUGUAGUUGGAAAUGGAGGUGUUCAACAAUGCCCUUGAGAUUCCAGAUCCAUGGUAUUUCCUCUACUGAGAAACUGGGGGUUUCGGCCCAGGCCACAGGGAAUAGUCUUUUUCCUGUAGUUGUCGAAGGAAGGUACUUCGGGACCUAAAAGAUCCCAAGGAGUUGAUCCAUGGAAUCAAGCUACUCCAAUUGCCCGUAGCAGGGCCGCAGAAAUCCAUAAUCCACCCACUUAAGACUGAGACAGAAGGCAUUGGAAGUAACACCCAUUUUUUGGAAUUAGACCCUCUGGGCUUGAGUUGAAAAGCAAAUGAACCUACUUUAUGAGAAGUCUUUGGCGACUGCGCCACAAAUAUUGCCAAUGCCUGACUUUUAAUAACCUAAUCUAGAAAAAGCAUGCUUACUCCCCCCCCCCCUCCGUGAGUGAACAAAAAAAUUUUGUGGGAUUAAUUUUUUGUUUUUUAAAAAUUUGUAUAAAAAAGAUUUUUUUUCGAAAUUUAAAAAAAUCCUAAUUCGCAAAAAUUUGGAAAGCAAAAAUUAAUUUAAUUUAUAAAAUUUAUGUUUUAAAAAGCAAUUCGUUCAAAAUUAAACAGAAUUAGCUCUAGAUUUCAUUAUAAUAAUUAUCAUUUAUAUAUCAAAAUUUUUUUCAAUAAAAAAUUUUUGUUCACUCACGGAGGGUGGGUUUUUGGGCAAAAAAUAGGGAUUUUUCUAAUGGUUUUGUUCACUCACGGAGGGGGGGGGAGUUAAUGAAAUUUUAGGAAUCAAAGAAAAUGAGAAAGGACAUAUAACGUUACCUAUCAACUUGCUAGAAAUAGAAAAAGAAAUAUUAAAAAUAAGGGAAAAAGAAGAAAAGGAAGAAGAAAAUAAGUCAAAAACAGACAGAAACCCAAUAGAAAAUGCAGUGAAGGAAUGCGACAUUUUAUUUAAAAGCAAAUUUGAAGAUUUAAAUAUAGAGAUAGAAAAGGUUUAUGGCAGAAAAAUAUCUACAAGCUAUUCACCCAUAAGAGCAAUAAUAAGAGCUAAUUCAGAGAGGCAAUUGGCUAGGCCUGACACAGCCCUUACUUCCUCCCCGUGGCGAAUAAAACUAUUCGAAAAUCCUAACGAGAGCGCAAAAUUUUAUAUAAAAAAAUAAUAUAUUCUAAUUAAAUUUAACUGCUUAGAUUCUAAAACAUAAAUUUUUCUUUCUUUCUAGAAAGGAUUUAGGGUGCCAUCAGGCAGAAAAGAAGUCGAAAUUUUAAAUUUCUGGCUUGACUAUAUGAUCGACACACAAGUUAAUCAAGUGAGCGACAUAGAAUUUGACAAAAAAAUAAAAGUUGCUCAAUUAAUCUACUCUCGCUGCUUCAAAGAAAUCAUCAGACAAAUAAGUGUCCAUUGCAUAGAAAGAGGAGAACUAAUGGAAAAAGUAUGAAGCGGACUGCUAAAUUUAUUUUCCCAAAAUGAUAUAGAAACUACAGUUAAAAUCGAAAAAAAGCAAAAAGUCCUUGAAGAAGUGUUAACUAAACAUAAAGAAAAGCAUGAAGAACUAAUUAAAGCUGAAAGAAGCGAAAUAAAAAAGCUUCACGAAACAAUUAAAUGCAAAGAUAAAUAUAUACAAGAAAUAUCAGCAGAGGUUAACGAUUUAAAAGAUAAAAUCGAGAGCUAUAAAUCAAGGGUUAGAGAAUUAAGUGAAUCUUUAUCAAAAGCAGUAAGGAAUACUUCUUUAUUAUAUCAGCAAUUCAGAGAUAUAGAAAAUCACGUCACUAUAAAUGAAGAAGAGUUUUCAUUCUAUAGUGAAGAGGAUGAGCCAAAAGAAGAAAAACCUGAGUCAAAAAUGAUAAAAAUUGAUAAAGCCAAGCUGUAUAGGCCUAUGAUUUUAGCUGGAUAUUUUGAUUUGACUGGAAAAUUCCAUAGGAAACAACAGUUUAUUAGGGAUGAUGAUAAUGUGCUAAAAGCAGCUGAUUUUUCAUAUGAAAUCGCACAAAUGGUGGAAUUGCGCCAUAAAGGGACAUCAACUGAAGAAGAUAUUGAAGUUAUUGUCAUAAACAAUGCAACGACUCCAAGAGAUAUAAAAAACUGAAUAAGCCCUGGGAUACUAAAGUUUAUAGUCGGACUUUAUUCUUUGCAGCUAUCUGGCAAAGCAAAAUAUAAUAUGAAUAAGUUCACCCAAACUUUUGUUCUAAAAGAUAUUGCAAGGCAGUCAAAGAUUGAAAUAAAGCCGCCUUUUAAAAGAAGAGAUACCACUCAUAUCAUAGAACUGCCUGGAGAAUUUGCUUCUAUUGGCAUUCAAACAAAUGAUAUUGUAGCCAGCCCUAGAAAAGGCAGAAGCCCUGGAAAAAGAGCUAUGACAAUUAUAAGGAAAAACAAAGGAAAAAUUAAAGCUCUUUAUUCCAAAAUGGAAGAAAAAAUGAUCAAUGAGUAUCUUGGAAAAGAAGACGUAAAGAGCAAUCUAAAGAAAACUGAAUCUGUGCCUGCAUUAGAGAGCACUUCUCCUAUCUCAUUUAAACGAAAAUCCAAUUCUCCUGAUAAAAACAAAAUCAGUAAUUUGAAAAUUGCUUCUUCAACAAAAGGAAGAUCAAAUACUUUAUUUGAUAAAAAAUCAGGGGAAUCAAGCCCAGACAAACCAGAAAUCUCUUGUCCAGCUUCAAAUAAAGGGUUUUCGUCAUCAUUAAAAGUCGUAGAAGUGGCUGAUAAAGAGUCCUUUACAGCAAUAGAUGCUAAUGAAAUACUACCUAUAAAAGAUAAAGAAUCCUUUACAGCAGAAGAAGCUAAUGAAGUCCUCCCAACAAAAAUGCUUAAGAAAAUAGAAAAAUUAAAAGAAUCAGUCAAUGUUAUGCUCGUCAAAGAAAACUUCUCAUCGGCAUCAGUAGCAUGGGAUGAAGAGACCAAGGAAAACGCCCACAAGCUGCGCGUUAUGCUGGAUUCUCUGUAUCCGCUCCAAGAGUCAAAUAUUACGACAUCUAUAACUCCCGUGAAAUUAUUUCACGCUUAUGUUCAAACUGAUAUUUCUGGAGAAAACAUAUUCAUUGAUAGAGUCUUCAGCACAGCAAAAACAUCAAGGUUUGACGAGGAAAUGACGGAUGAGCCUAGCUAUAAGUGCAUGCCUUCAAAAAGUAAGACGAAAAUUUCAGAUUUUAUUAUAGAAAGUGAUCAGUCCCCAGAAAAGUCAUUUGAAUCUGUAGAAAGCCCAUACAAGUCCCCCCAAAAGGAAAAGCCGAAGCAUACUACAAUAGCAAAAGCUUUCGUUUUAGGUCAAAUCAAGCAAAGAAUUGUAGUUUCUCAUCCUGGACAAAUUUUCCUAGCUCCUUUUUUCAUUCAAGCUAAUAGAAUUAGUUAGAGAUUUCAUUAUAAUAAUUAUUAAUUAUACAAUAUUUUAUAUAUGAAAUUUUUUUCCCUGCUCUUAAAAGGGAGUAAAUAAAUUUAUGACCCAUUUGAUUAGUAAUUAUGUAAGGAGAAUAAUGAACGUCCAACAACUCAUGAAAAUCAUUAAUAAAGUUUAUAGUGAAAAAAUCUCAUUAUCAAGAGAAAGCGUCAACCAUAAAAGACAUGAGGCAAGCAUGGUGCUAUAUGAUGUCCUUAUUAAUCAAUAUGGGCUGAAAGAUGUAGCUAAAAUGAAGUUCCAGCAGACAAUUUUAGCCUCACUCAGCUUUAAGCAGUACCCAAGAGUUGCAAACUUUGUAAAGUUUUUAGGAAUUGAAGGAAACUUCAGUGUAGAUGACUGAAACUUGUACCUUUUUGCAGUUGAAUAUAUGUACUCUUGCAAUAUAGGCCCUUAUAUCUACAAUAAAGAGACUUCUCCAGUUCACUAUUGUCCUUAUGAAAGAGCCAUAAAAUGCACCUAUACCUUUUUUGAGAACAGGCUGGACAAUAACAUCUUCCAAGAGCUGAUUGAACAAGUCCGAUCCCUCAGAAUUGAAGAGCCAAUUCAGAAAUCAAGCAGACUUGUAAGGACCUCCAUCUCCUCCAUUGACAAAAUCGACACUGACCAAUUUUUAAUCCUCAUUUUAGACUAUUAUCACAAGCUCAAAGACUCAUACCUAAAAAGACUAGCCCCUCGGACUGAAAAAUACGCGCUUCUAACCCUUCUUGAGUUUCUACGCCUUUUCAGGUCGAAAGCUGAACUUAAGCUGACAGAAGAUGAACUAGUGAAAAUAUUCCACCAGCUUUCAAUCUCAAAAAUUGCUGAUGACAAACAACUGGUGCAAUAUAUCACCCUUGAUAGCUUUUUAAGCUAUGUUGUUGACAAUGAUAUAAUAAUUUUUGAUAAUUUAUAA